Messenger RNA from Zophobas morio, 2647 nucleotides. RefSeq names its product prolyl endopeptidase. Lineage: Eukaryota; Metazoa; Arthropoda; Insecta; Coleoptera; Tenebrionidae. The transcript is spliced from 13 exons. Gene Ontology annotation, cellular component: cytosol. The record is from RefSeq and is a predicted model, not a curated record. Bases 281 to 2395 code for a protein of 704 amino acids. Gene Ontology annotation, biological process: proteolysis. Gene Ontology annotation, molecular function: serine-type endopeptidase activity; oligopeptidase activity.
AUCUAUACAUUGUUUUUCAAUCAUUUCGCAGACCUCAUUGUCAAGAGUUUUGUAUUUAACUUGACUGUGCCCUUCUGUACAUAUCAGAAUCAAAUUUCCUCCUAGAUGUUUCUUGCUUUUUUUUGUAGCAGAUAUCUUCAGCUAAUUAUCCAAUUCCAUCGCGGUGUACUUCAGCGGUGAAUCCAGGACUAGGUAAAACUCUUAAAAUUUCGCUUGUUUGGCACAAAUUUGGCUUUUCCUUUGCAGUAGGUGCAUUUCUGUUUCUUGUGCUAAGAGAAAUAUGUCUUUCAAGUAUCCAGAAGCUCGGAGAGAUGAAACAGUGAAAGACAGCUACUUCGGAACUGAAAUCACUGAUCCUUACAGAUGGCUAGAAGAUCCAGAUGCUCAAGAAACCCAAAAAUUUGUUGAUGAUCAAAAUGCUGUUACCAGACCAUACCUAGAAGGGUGCGUUUACAAAGAAGAGAUGAAGAACAAGAUAAAGAAAUUGUGGAAUUAUACCAAAGUUUCAGCCCCUUUUAGGCAUGGGAAUAGGUAUUUUCAAUACCGGAACACUGGUCUACAAAACCAAAGUGUUAUCUAUGUACAAAAAGACUUAGAUAGCGAAGCUAACGUAUUCCUGGACCCAAACCUAUUGUCAGAAGAUGGUACUGUGGCUCUUUCUGGAACUGCAUUCUCAGAAGACGGUAAAACUUUUGCUUAUGGUUUGAGCAGUAGCGGGUCGGAUUGGCUGGAAAUCAAGUUUAAAGACGUUGAAACGGGUAAAGAAUAUGAUGAAAUCUUGAAAAAGGUUAAAUUUUCGCCAAUGACCUGGAUGCAUGAUAAUAAAGGCUUCUUCUAUGGAGCUUAUUUGGAUCAAACUGGAAAGGCUGACGGUUCUGAAACAAAGUCUAACGAGAAUCAGAAACUGUAUUACCAUGAACUUGGCAGCGACCAGUCUAACGAUAUUGUGGUUGUUGAAUUUGAUGAUCCUCAGUUACGUAUUGGUGCACACGUGAGCGAUUGUGGGAAUUAUCUAGUAAUAUCAGCAACAAAAGGUUGCAAAAACAACCUACUAUAUUUCGCGAAACUUAACACCGAGAAAAUUUCCGGAAAACUGAAACUGACAGAAGUUGUGGGCGAAUUCACCGCCGAUUAUGAGUAUAUAACCAACGAUCAAAAUAUUUUCUACUUUCACACGAACAAAAACGCAUCGAAUUACCGUAUUGUUAGUAUCAAUUUUGAUAAUCCUGUAGAGUCUGAAUGGAAGGAUCUGAUUUCUGAACAUUCCAAGGAUGUUCUUGACUGGGCUCACGCUAUUAAUGAAGAUAUGUUAGUCGUAUGCUACCUCCAAGACGUGAAGAAUAUUUUGCAAUUAUAUGAUCUCAGAACUGGUAACAAACUCCACGAUUUUAAGUUGGACGUUGGAACAAUUUCGGCGAUCUCGGGAAAAAAACACCAUAAAGAAAUGUUCUACUGUUUCUGCUCAUUUCUCACGCCAAAUAUUAUUUUCAGGGUUAACUUUGACGUAAACGGUUCGAUUAAAGAAUCGCUGUUUCAUGAGACUAAAGUUGGCAAGUUUGAACCAUCAAAGUAUGAAACCAGACAAGUAUUCUACAAAAGCAAAGAUGGAACUGAAAUUCCCAUGUUUAUUAUAAACAAAAAGGGUCUAGUGAACGAUGGAACCAAGCCUUGUCUCCUCUACGGGUAUGGGGGUUUCAAUAUCAACCUCACCCCUUCGUUCGUCGUUUCGCGCUUGAUUUUUAUCGAAAAUUUCGAUGGUGUUUACGCCUUGGCUAACAUACGCGGAGGAGGGGAAUAUGGUGACAACUGGCACAACGCUGGUCGUUUUGGCAACAAGCAGAACUGCUUUGAUGAUUUCCAAUAUGCUGCGCGGUACCUCGUCGAAAAUAAGUACACCAAUGUGGACAAACUCAUAAUUCAGGGCGGUUCAAACGGCGGAUUACUGGUGGCAGCUUGCAUUAAUCAAGCACCAAAUCUGUUUGGAGCAGCUAUUUGUCAAGUGGGAGUUUUAGAUAUGUUGCGUUUUCAUAAGUUCACGAUCGGGUAUGCUUGGAAGUCGGAUUAUGGGUGCUCAGAGGAGCAGGAGCAGUUUGAGUACUUGUAUAGGUAUUCGCCUUUGCAUAACAUCAAUCUGCCGAAAAAUGGGCAGUAUCCGGCAACUCUUCUUUUGACUGCUGAUCAUGACGAUCGUGUUGUACCUCUACACUCGUUGAAGUUUAUUGCAGAAUUGCAAUAUAAAAUUGGGAAAUUGGCAAGCCAGACGAAUCCGUUAAUGAUCAGGAUAGAGACCAGAGCAGGACAUGGGAAAGGCAAACCUACCUCAAAAGUGAUUGAAGAAGUUACUGAUACAUUCUGCUUCAUCUCAAGAGCUUUGAAUCUUACCUUUUUGUCUUAAGUUUGUUUACCAGUAAGAGUUCCGUCGUAGAUACAAUGUUCAAAUUUUGUUGACGGCUUGAUCCCCCGGGAUUAAUGGCGUCUUUUGUUUUUUUUUUCAGGCAUUUAAUAAUUUUGGAGUUUGUACAUUAUGCCAUAUUCUAAGAUGUUGCCAUUUCUACUUAAGUGAACCAAGCUUGUUACCACUAUGUUGUUAUGAUGUAACGUGUUCUUAGCCCCUUUUUUUUGUAUCAAUAAAACUUUGAUUCUGAAA